Molecule: messenger RNA, 4520 nt
Organism: Silurus meridionalis
Lineage: Eukaryota; Metazoa; Chordata; Actinopteri; Siluriformes; Siluridae
Gene: cables1
Product: Cdk5 and Abl enzyme substrate 1
Exons: 10
Coding region: 1242-2840 (532 amino acids)
Biological process (GO): nervous system development; regulation of cell cycle
Cellular component (GO): cytosol
Source: RefSeq, a predicted model, not a curated record
GGGAUUUGAGCGAGUUUGAUGAGGUCCAAAUUGUGACGUCUAGACGACUGAGUCAGAGCAUCUCCAAAUCUGCAGCUAUUUUGGGCUGUUCCUGGUCUGUAGUGGUCAGUAUCUAUCAGAAGUGGUCCAAGGAGGAAACAGUUGUGAACCAGCGACAAGGUCAUGGACUCGAUGGGUCAGGACUGUCAAGUCAAAAACCUUUUAUUGUCAUUUCAACCAUGAAAUGAGACGUUUCUCCAGAACCCUGGUGCUACAUAAAACAACAUAGGACUGUUUUGGCAGCAAAAGGGAAACCAAAACAAUAUUGGGCAUACAGGACAGUAGGUUCUUCAGAAAACAGCGUUGAGAAGCUGUUCAUUAAUCGAAACUUUUAGCAAUAUUUCAUAUGCACCACAGUGUCUUGACCACAAGAUGGCGCCACUACAAAAGCAAACUCCUUUUUAUUCACCUUGAAACAUGGUACAGGUUUUGUUUUUGGACUUUUUUUUUUAACUGAGGGGUUUAAUCACAGAUGCUGAUUAUUAUUUAUUAAUAAAAAUGCAUAAUUAGUUAGCUGAGAAAUUUAUUAUUGUUUUCUUGGUUAUUUUCUUGGAUAUUUCUCGGUUAUGGUUAUCAUUUUUAAUAAUCUUUAAAAUAUAUUAUGCGUAUUGUAUAAUGUUGCAUUGAGUCAACUAUAUAAACCUAUUUUUUUUUUACUCAUAUGUUGUGAUAUUGUCGUGUGAUAAUAAUAUAUGAUAAAAAUAAUAUAUAAAAAAUUGCAAUAUUGAAAAUAAUAUCAGUAAUAAUAUUAAUAAUUAUUAUAAUUAUAAUAUUAAAACCACUAAUAUGUAAUAAAUAUAUUUAGAUAAUGAAUAAAUUAUAUAUUUUAUACGCAUUCAUAUUGUUUUUGGUGAAACUCGAAGGGGGGGAGGAGCCAAAACAAAGAGGUGGGGAGAAUGAGGUAUGAUUUCCUUCAAUCUGAUUGGUCAAUUUCGUGUUCCUGCGGCGCGCACGUGACCCCCACUUUGUCUCCCUCCGCGCACACGCGCGCACACGCACGAGUGUCGCUCUAGUGGUUAAAUCAAAACACAACAGCACCGAGUUCUCUCUCUCCCUCAUCCCUUACUUUCUGGUUUCCUCCACGCCAUGACGCGGUUGUGCUGAAAGCGCGGCGUUACUGCGCGUCCUCUCCCGUUCCCCCCCUCCCCGCCCUAUCCAUCCCGCGGCGGCCCGUGUGGAGGACUGGGAGCUGCGGCUGCGCCAUGGCGGCCGCGCCGCUGACGAAGCGCUCGGGGACGGAGCCCGCGCGGAGGCGCGCCGCGGACCCCCGCAGGAGGCAGGCGGCGCUUUCGUUCCUCAGCAACAUUUCUUUGGACGGGAGGCCCGUGCGCGGGGAUUCGCUCUCACUCGGGGAGGAGGACGGCUCCCUGGAGGCGAGGACGACACGCAGCCCGGUCACCGCAGCCGAGGAAGCAGAAGAAGAAGAGGAGGAGGAGGAAGAAGAGGAUGAAGAAGAAGAGGAGGAGGAUGACGAGGCACGGGUUUCGAGCAGGCGCGCCAGCUUCGUCGUCGGCGCGAGCCCUCCCGCGGACGCGCACCUCUACCACGCGCAGGUCUUCGGCUCGCCUUUCUCCUCCGCGGCCACCACCGCGCGCGGCCGCCUGCACACGUUCACUCAGGGACUUCCGCCCUCCGCGUGCUGCAGGCAGCAGAGUCCUUGCUGCCCCGAGGUAGGAGGAGGAGGAGGUGUUGGAGGACACAUCAGCACCUCCGCUUUCGACUUGCACAAGUCCAGGCGGAGGCUAAUUUCCCAGCGUUCCUCACUCGAAACUCUGGAGGACAUUGAGGAGAACGCUCCUCUUCGCAGAUGCCGGACCUUAUCAGGUUCACCUCGACCAAAGAGCUUCAAGAAGGUCCACUUUAUCAAGAACAUGAGGCAACACGACAUCCACAACGGAAGGAUAGUCCUUAUCAGUGGCAGAAGAUCCUUCUAUAGUGUAUUUUCUGUCCUGCCCUAUCGAGAUUGUAGCCAAACAGGAGACGGAGUGAAGAUGGAGAGCGGGCGUCAGCGUCACCCCUCAGGCGGCGUCAGCGCCAAAGAGAUGGUGAUCGGGCUGGAGGGUGUGGAGCUCGGCGCUGACGGCAAGACUGUGUCCUACAUGCAGUUCCUCUACCCCACGAAUGUCCUCGGUCGCCGCAACACCAUCGAUUCCACCUCGUCUUUCUCUCAGUCUCGUAACGCCAGCCAUCGGAGCCUCAUCCUGGCACGCGCCAACAGCCACCAGAGCAGCCUAGAUACGGGGAACGAAGUGGUAGAGAUCAGGGAGUAUGACCCCAACCUUCUGGACGACCCUCAGUGGCCAUGUGGAAAACAUAAACGCGUGCUCAUAUUUCCUUCCUACAUGACGACGGUUAUCGAGUACGUCAAGCCCUCGGAUCUGAAGAAGGACAUGAACGAGACGUUUAAGGAGAAGUUCCCUCACAUUCGCCUGACGCUGAGCAAAAUCAGGAGUCUGAAGCGAGAGAUCCGGAAGCUGGCUCAGGACGAGUGUGGCUUUGAGGAGCCCACCGUAGCCAUGGCCUUUGUGUAUUUCGAGAAGCUGGUGCUGCAGGGGAAGCUCAACAAACAGAACCGCAAACUCUGCGCCGGAGCCUGCGUCCUCCUGGCAGCCAAGAUCGGUGGAGACCUCAAAAAGCACGAGGUCAAGCUCCUGAUCGACAAACUGGAGGAGAGGUUUCGGGUGAACCGGCGCGAGCUGAUCGCCUUCGAGUUCCCCGUGCUGGUGGCUCUGGAGUUCAACCUUCACCUCCCGGAGCACGAGGUCAUGCCCCAUUACAGACGCCUCCUGCAGAACUCCUAGCAGCAGCUCUUCAUCGGAGAACGAUGCGCUCAUUACUCUCUCUCUCCGAACCCUAGAGAAGCUCUAUGCACUCAUCCAUGAAGGGAGGAAAAAAAACACAUUUCAGCCAAAGUUUGUGGAAAUUCGUUUGCCUGCGCAGGUUUUAAUAGACUUGUUUGGUUUGGCUUCAUCAGUGGAUCUCUCGCUGUUUUCUUCUCACUUCUCGGCUCCGAUCCGAAAGUGAAGCCGCUGCAUGUCUCGUGCUGUUUAUAGCCUUAAAAUCAACCUGUGAAUGGACAAACUUUUUAAAGAUGGCGACGACUGUUUUGUUUUCUUUUCGCUCAGAAGGACCUCGUACGUUUUUUUUUUUCUCUACAAAAAGUGCACUUUUUCGGGGAGGGCGGGUUUCCAGGAGGUCAAAGGGCGCUCGUUACAUCUGUAGGUUUUCUGUGAAAUUCCUUCUAAGCAGCACUCUAAGCAUGUUGAACCAUAACCAGUUCCUGUGCAGGAAACAGCCGCAGACGACACGACCCUUCAUCACGCUCCUGUUACUCUUUUAUCCGUCUCCUGUUUGUUUGUUUGUUUUUAUGACGUAGUGGAGGAGGUGGUGGUGGUGUGACGAGCCACCAUCGCGGUCACUGUCCCCUUGCUCUAUGUUAGAGUGGACUCUCGGCACGUUUCUAGUGCUACGCUCGAGGAGGGAAGACGUGUACAGAAGGUCGUGCUGCGAAUUAAAAACCAACGAGGACGAUGUCGAAUUUUUUCCCGUCACUCCAGCGCUGUGUAUCGAAGACCUACGCAGUAUUAACACGGGGGUCCCAUUAUGAAAGCUAACUUGCACUGGACCAGGAAAAAACAUUUUCUACCAUCUUCUACUCGCUCUUUUUAAUCGUUAUGCUUGAAUCCUUAUAGACCAGAUGAUUGAUCAGAAUUAUUUUUUUUUUUUUGCGUGUGAUUUGAACACAUUUUCAGACUUUUGUUGAACGACGGAGGGUGAAAAAGGAGUCACAAUAUUUACUGGAUUGUUUUUUUUUUUGUUUGUUUUUUUUUAAUACAUUUUUUAAAUGUGUACAUUUACAAUUUUAGGGUAUACGGGACACAAGAUUACGCCUCCAAUAUUAUUAUAUUCGCAUGACAUUUAAAAAACAAAGCAGCCGAAUUCCUGCGAGUGUUAAUUCAUUUAUAAUAAUUCACCCGUUUUUUAUUCUAUUUUUAUUUUUUUUUUAUAUUUCCUAUUUUACCACCUCGUGAGAUUCUUCCCCAAACCUGUUGGUGAAACGGCUGUGAGAAUCCAUCAUUAUCUCUAAGCUAAUUAAAGAAGGGAGAAGUCGAUCCUGUAGCUUUGGACAAACAAAUGUUCAGCAGCUCACGCAAAAGGUGGGCUCUGAAAAUCGAUCGAGCAAUUAAUAAACUUCGUUUUUUUAAAUAUACCGAAUAACCAGCCUCAGGAAAACAUAGAGCUGAAGUACUGCAACACUAACGGGACAAACAUUUUUUUUUUCUACAUAAUACACUUUUUUUUUUUUUUUUUUUUAAGAGCGUCUUAUAUUCCAGGAAAUACGGUGCAUUAAACACAGUAGCAAAAUUCCCAAUAAAGAGAGAAAAGUAUUUCUAUAAUCGAAUGAAAAUGAUUGUAAAAAAAAAACACUUGUGUAAAUAUGAUGCUUUGCUUGUUAAUUAAAAUAAGGAGGAUGAAUCAUA